This is a messenger RNA of Aspergillus fumigatus Af293, 1080 nucleotides long. It is a transcript of the gene alkB, whose product is annotated as oxidoreductase, 2OG-Fe(II) oxygenase family. The record is from RefSeq and is a predicted model, not a curated record. Gene Ontology annotation, cellular component: nucleus; cytoplasm. NCBI's taxonomy places the organism in Eukaryota, Fungi, Ascomycota, Eurotiomycetes, Eurotiales, Aspergillaceae.
AUGCCUCAUAUCAAAGGGCUCAAUGCUCAUGAACGGCCUCCUGAGGCCAUUCGGCAACGCUACAAGUCUUAUCAAAAGGCCACGCCUUCUGAGAUCAUUACUGAUGGGACAAUAAUUGACCUAAAGGCUCUGAAUCCUGACAAUCUUCCGGACAAUAUAUAUCUGUCGCAUUGGGUAUCGAGUCAUGACCUUCGCCCGGUUUUCCAACAGUUUGCCGGAGAACAUGAGGACUUUCUCCCUGAAACUAUACCCGUCUAUACACAUAAAUCCGUCUCUGGUUUGCAAAUGGUUCCUUCCAUAUUCCCUUCUGCCGUUCAAAUAGAAUUACUCUCUCGAUUGUUCCAUCGAGAUCUGUCAAACCCGGAGCAUCGGACCAACCUUCACCUGCACUACCACCUCACCUACCCUGGUCAAGCUGCAAGUCAAACCGACACGGCCGUUUCCGCACCUGAAGAUGGCUCCACAGUACCACAGACUGUAUCUUUCUUUGAAGAGGACUCGUCCAACGUCUUAUUUCCCAAAGAUCCGCAGGUCCAUAAGCCGAUUACGGUUGAGCAAAUGCUCACCAAGAAGCUGCGCUGGGUGACCCUUGGCGGUCAAUAUGACUGGACUGCUAAAGAAUAUCCUUCGGGGCCCCCGCCUGCAUUCCCUGCUGAUAUUGCCAAGCUGCUGCGCACAGCUUUCCCUCAAACAAAAGCAGAGGCAGCCAUCUUGAAUGUUUAUUCUCCUGGCGACACACUGAGCCCUCAUCGGGAUGUCAGUGAGGAGUGUGAUGUAGGCUUGAUCAGUAUCAGUUUUGGCUGCGAUGGCCUCUUUCUGAUCAGCCAUGAUGAUGGGACUGAUUGUGAGAUCAUCCGUCUUCGCUCGGGGGACGCAGUGUACAUGGAUGGCACCUCUCGCUUUGCAUGGCACGCAGUCCCGAAAAUUGUCCCUGGCACUUGCCCGGAUUGGUUGGCUGAUUGGCCAAGUAAAUCCGAGACACCUGAUAAGACAGCAUUUGGCAAGUGGAGGGGCUGGAUGGCCGGCAAGCGGGUAAAUCUGAACGUCCGACAAAUGUCUGCAACUGACUCUCAUGGGUGA